Messenger RNA from Megalopta genalis, 6293 nucleotides. RefSeq names its product histone acetyltransferase 1 (gene Hel89B). Gene Ontology annotation, molecular function: ATP hydrolysis activity; DNA binding; TBP-class protein binding. The record is from RefSeq and is a predicted model, not a curated record. NCBI's taxonomy places the organism in Eukaryota, Metazoa, Arthropoda, Insecta, Hymenoptera, Halictidae.
AUAUGGCUGUCAGUAUAAAUUUGAUGCUUGUAACAUGCGUUUCUCUCCGAAAAAUUUGACAAAUAGUCCGUCUAUCAGUCGACUUUCUCAAAAUAUACAGCGUAAUGUGAUUUUUGAGGAAUUAAUACAGUGGGAAACGGCUAUGCGGGUGAGCUGAAGAAUAACGGAUAGACACAUUAUUUUCUAAAAUCAGGUACUCGCAUUUGUUUCUAAUUAGCGCCACUUGCAAACAUGACAUCAAGGUUGGAUCGAUUGUUCAUAUUAUUGGAAACAGGAACAAAUGCAGUAACGAAAAAGGCUGCAGCACAACAACUAGGAGAAGCACAGAAAUUACAUCCCCAUGAUUUACAUCAUUUACUAGCUAGAGUUUCUACUCUGUUAAAAUCUCCACAAUGGGAUACAAGAGUUUCUGCUGCACAAGCUGUACAAGCUAUAUUAGCACAAGUUCCUGCUUGGGAUCCACAACCAAUAAAAAAAGAUCAAGAAGAUGGAGAAACGAAAAAAUAUAUACCAAAUAAUAGAUUAAAAUUGGAAGAUUUUGAUAUGGAAAAGGUCUUGGCACGUAGUUCGCACCUCACUGGAUCAGAAGGCAGUGAAUACGAUUUAGUUAGCAUUGAUGGAGACCAAGUAUCGAUUCCUAACCAAGAGGAGAAGCUAAUCGCUGCUAAAUUGGGUUUGCAUCCUCAGUUGAUGGGUGUCGAUGCAUCAGAAUUAUUUACUGCUGAGGAUCUUUCACCAGUAGUGUUACCACCUACUUCAAGUGCACAAAUUAAGGUGUCUGUAGGUGAAACUUUAAAACAACCUAGUGGAGGACUCAGUAGGAGAGAAAUAAACAGAGCUAGACGUAAGGCACGGCAAUCAGUUUCAAAGCAACGUUCUCGAGAACCAGACGAUCAUCGCAGCAAUGAAGAUCACCACAAUAAUUCAAACGCUCAAUCCCCUACUAACAGUACAGGAGAGUCAAUGUGUAAAAAAGUAAAAUUAGAAGAACUAAUCUCAGCAGAAACAAACGUACCUAACAGUAAUGUACAGACUGAAUCAAAUAACGGAGUACCAGACAGUACUGGUUGUUGGCCAGAUUCUGCUAUAGACUGGCCUCUAGAACCAUUCGCUGAGAGUCUUCGUCAAGACUUGUUUAGUCAAAAGUGGGAAGUGAGGCAUGGAGCUGCGACUGCUUUACGAGAACUUGUAAAACUUCAUGGAAAAGGUGCAGGUAAAUCAAGAGCACAGACUAUGGAAGAAAUGGAAGAAUGUCAUCAUCAGUGGAUUAUAGAUGCAGCGCUACGACUAUUAUGUGUCUUAGGAUUAGAUCGCUUUGGUGAUUUUGUCUCUGAUCAAGUCGUUGCUCCUGUACGCGAAACAUGUGCUCAAGCACUAGGUUCCCUCUUGUUGUUAGUGCAAAAUCAAAAAGACAGUGAAAAUAAAAAUAAGGAUAUCAUAGGAAUCAUAUCAGUUAUGUUGAAACUUCUGGAGCAUGAUGAAUGGGAAGCAAGGCACGGUGCAUUGCUUGCAUUGAAAUAUUUGCUUGCUGUACGAGAUGAUCUGUUGGAUGACAUAUUACCAAGGAUUUUUGCAGCCACCAUGAAAGGUCUUUCUGAUCCAGUUGAUGAUGUAGGAGCUGCUGCAGCCAGUGCACUUAUACCAGUUGCAUCUGUUCUCCCUCGAUUGUUAGAACCAUCAAAAUUAGAAGCUAUUGUAACUCGUUUAUGGGAACUUCUGCGCGAACAAGAUGAUCUAGCUGCGGCAUGUAAUAGUUUUAUGGGACUGUUAGCUGCUAUACUUUCACUACCUACCGCACGUGCUUACCUUACACCUCAACCAUUAUCACAGGUUCUACCACGAUUAUGGCCAUUCCUCAGUCAUUCUAGUUCAAGCGUACGCAAAGCCACUUUGCAAACUUUGGAAACAUUGACCGGGGAUGACGGGGCUGAAAAUAUGGACAAGAAGGAGUUAUGGGGCGAAGGAGGGGGACUCGUGUUGCAAGAUGCUCUCCGCCAUGUCUUUCAACGUGUACUGAUCGAGCAUAUAACUGCCAUACAAGAUGUAACUGAACGUGUUUGGGAGAAUCUAGUCGUUCAAAGCGAUCUCGAAUUGUUACUGCACGCAGCAUGUCCUCUUGUCAGCACAUGGCUCUGUCUUGCUAUGCAACCAGAACACGUGCCGUUCAAUCCAAACUUAUUGAUGACAAUAAGUUCGCCUAAUAAAGGAACUAAGAGCAAUCAGUUUGUUGGCACUUGCGAUGGGCAAACGGAUGCUAAUGGAGGAAACAAUGCCGCACCUGGAAACGUGAAGUCGAUGUCCGAAUUAAAAGUUUACAUCGGCGGGAUCGAAACCGUGGCUCAGACUAUAAGAAAGUCAAACGUAAUACCGGCUCGUUGUAGAGCUGCACGUAUGUUAGGAUUGUUGUCGCAUUACGUAGUGCAACCAGCCCCAGGUGUCACUUACACACCAGAUAUACCUAGUCCAGCACUUUGUUACGCUAAAGUAUUACUGGCACACCUCAAUUCGCGCUCAGCGUUGCAACGCACCAUUGCUGGCUUAACAAUGUCCCAUUGGGCGACUGUAAAUAAUAAACCACCUGCGAUACCAGAUAUACUCAGGGACAAGCUCUUGGGGUGUUUAAACGAAUGUGUGUACUAUGAUGAGAUUGCCGCAUCUUUCACGCGAUUAUUACACGACAGCCGUGAUUACAUUGCGACUCUCAAACAUUAUAAAUUACCCGUACCUGUCGAAACAGAUGCAUCGGGAGUAAUGACGCUUGAUCAAAUCGCGAAUCUCGUUGCGAAACCAAUUACAGACCUUUGUGCCAUGAGCAAUACUACAGGAGGACCAAGUGGAAAUAUUGGUGGUAGUCCCAGCACGAUUAAGUUAAAGCCAAAGGUGAUAGAGACCUUGAAAGAAAGACGAAAAGCUUUGGAAAUAGGUGCUAAUGACACUGCAGCGCAACAGCUGGCUUACAAUGUUAUGUCGAUGUCAGCACUGGCUGGUGCUGCUACGAUGUUGCAUUGCUUACCUGCUUCUCCGUUGCCUCUUAAUCCAUUAGUGAAACCAUUAAUGGAAGCUAUUAAGCGUGAAGAAAAUGAAGAGUUGCAGAAACUGGCUGCAAAACAUUUAUCGUAUCUGGUUGAACUUUGUCUAGAUAGGAAACCAUCUCCUAAUGCAAAGAUAUCGACCAAUUUAUGUACAUUCCUAUGCUCGGAUAGUGAAUUUACGCCUCGUGUAAAUUGUGAAACGGAUACGGACCUUUUUGACGGAAUUCUUACUUUAAGUAAUAGACAGAAACAUGCGGAGAGAGUAGCUUAUAAUCGAGGAGCUAACAGUGGACUUGGCGGAGGAAGAGGACCAGGUCGGCCACCUAAUACUGAAAUUCCGUUGGAAGAAUUACUUGCUUGUGAAGAACCUGAAGCUAAAGCAGCUAGGACACGUCGUCGUGGAGCAACUUUGGCACUAACUGCUAUAGCAACUCAUUUCGGUGAUCAAUUGCCAAUUCGACUACCAUAUUUGUGGGAAUUAAUUCUUCCAAACGUAAUAAGAGAAGAACAAAAGGUCACUGGACAUGAAAAUUCUCAAGAAGAAGUGAAUCAAUUGAUAUUUGGUUUACAAGUUUUGGAAAUUAUGACUCCAAGUCUCAAUAAUGCUCUACUUCCACCAGUUCUAGAAUGCCUUCCAUGUUUGUGUAAACUGUUAGCUCAUCCAUAUAAAGCUGUUAGGCAUAUGUCAUCAAGGUGUUUGUCUGUGUUAGCUACAUUAGAUACAGAAAAGGUAAUAGUACACAUUACACGUACAGUAAUACCACUGUUAGAAGCUACCGGAGGAGAGAAAUUGUAUUCAACGACUGUAACAACUCCGCGUGAAGUAGAUUCGAUAAGGCAAGGAGCAGCCGAAGCAUUAACUUGCCUCGUUGAAAAUUUAGGUGUCAAUAUUGUACCAUAUGCUGUGCUUUUUAUGGUCCCCUUACUUGGACGUAUGAGUGAUCAAAAUCAAGCUGUAAGGCUAGCUUGCAGUGCCACCUUUGCUACACUUGUUCAGCUCCUACCUCUUGAUCCUGGCGCGAUAGCUGAUCCUCCAGAUUUAGUGGAGAAAAAAGCACAGGAGCGACGGUUUUUGGAACAAUUGUUAAAUCCACGCAGUAUUCCAGAUACAGAACUACCAAUUCCAGUUGCUGCCGAAUUGCGUUCUUAUCAACGGCAAGGUCUCAACUGGUUAAACUUCUUAAACCGAUAUCGACUCCAUGGCGUCCUGUGCGACGACAUGGGCCUUGGAAAAACGUUACAAACGCUUUGCAUAUUAGCAUUAGAUCACCACCGUAAUCCACAUGCUCCACCAAGUCUGGUAGUAUGCCCGCCUACCCUAACAGGUCAUUGGGUGUACGAAGCAGAAAAAUUUUUCGAAUCAAAGGACUUGUCAGUUUUACAGUUUGCUGGUACGCCACCUGAUCGCGACAAAUUAAGACCGAAAGUCACGUACCAUAGACUAGUAGUUGCGAGUUAUGACAUAGUACGUAAGGACAUUGAUUAUUUUGAGAUGCGUCAAUGGAAUUACUGUGUGCUUGACGAAGGUCAUGUUAUUAAAAAUGGAAAGACAAAAAGUGCUAAAGCAACGAAACGACUACACGCCAACCAUAGACUUAUACUAUCGGGAACUCCAGUUCAAAACGACGUUCUCGAACUGUGGUCCUUAUUUGAUUUUCUAAUGCCAGGUUUUCUGGGCACAGAAAAACAGUUUGCAGCAAAGUAUUCGCGUCCUAUUUUAGCUUGUAGGGAACCAAAAGCCGGGCCCAAAGAACAAGAAGCAGGCGCUUUGGCUAUGGAAGCAUUGCACAGACAGGUACUGCCAUUUUUAUUGAGGCGAAAUAAAGAAGAUGUCCUCCAAGAUUUGCCACCUAAGAUUACUCAAGAUUACUAUUGUGAUCUAUCACCCCUGCAACGAACGUUGUACGAAGAUUUCCGCAGCAGACAUUCCGCUACUCUAUUGUCUGCCACAUCGGGUACUUCAUCUGCAAGUGAUCCUCAAGGUGGUCAUGUGUUUGAGGCAUUGAGAUAUCUACGCAAUGUUUGCAAUCAUCCUAAACUAGUUUUAAAUCCACGGCAUCCACUGCAUCAGGCGGUUCUCAAUUCGCUGAAGCAACAAAAAAGCACGUUGGCCGAAAUAGAGCAUGGAGCUAAAUUGCCGGCACUGAAGCAACUGCUGUUGGAUUGUGGGAUUGGACAACCACAACAAAAUCGUAAUUGUGUAUCCACUGGAAAUCCGCCAGAGAAUCAGUCGCCGCAGCAUCAGCAAUUAGUCAGUCAGCACCGAGCUUUAAUCUUUUGUCAGUUGAAGGCAAUGUUGGAUAUUGUGGAGAAAGAUCUUCUUCGCACGCAUCUGCCAACCGUUACGUACCUCCGCCUUGAUGGUAGUGUACCAGCGACCCAAAGACAUUCUGUAGUGGCGCGAUUUAAUGCUGAUCCGUCGAUCGAUGUGCUUUUACUGACUACUCAAGUCGGAGGGCUCGGAUUGAAUUUAACCGGUGCGGAUACUGUCAUAUUCGUGGAGCACGACUGGAAUCCCAUGAAGGAUCUUCAAGCGAUGGAUCGAGCACAUCGCAUUGGACAAAAGAAAGUAGUUAACGUUUACAGGCUUAUUACAAGGUCUACGGUGGAGGAGAAGAUUAUGGGCCUUCAAAAGUUCAAACUUCUCACGGCAAAUACCGUCAUCUCGCCAGAGAAUGCUUCUUUGGAAACAAUGGCUACUGACCAGUUGUUGGAUUUGUUUUCACUGGAAAACAACAAAGGAAAAAGGCCAGACAAACAAGGAGAAACCGCGUCUAAAAUCACUGGCGUGCCCGGUGUUAGUCGUUCAAUUUUAGAUAUCCUUCCUGAAUUAUGGGAACAACAGCAGUAUGAUGACGAAUAUGAUUUCGAUACAUUUCUAUCCACAUUAAAGGCUGAUAACCAGUGAGCUUUUCAUUUCAAACAAUUUGUAUCAUCAAACACAUAAUAAUCCAACAAAGUUGUCCGCAUAUCUAAGCGCUAAGUAUAACGAAGAGCAAGAACGAUAACAAAACAGACGACUCCCCCCCUACACCCUAAUUUUAUGGACUGAAAACAAUAAAUAUUCUUUUAUUAGGAAAACCAUGUAAGAAAUACUUCUUAAGAAAAAGGAAACUCGCAGUAAAUAAGUCGCUAAUUGAUUAUGUACUAUAAGUAAGCGAGUCUUGUUUAUUUAUAAUAACUUAUAAAAACGUCGAUACAAUUACAAUUCCGUAUUUGUACCAAAUAACACCAGGGUGCAUGUUUAUUUAUAUAUUGUAA